CGUCUUUGCCGCUCGUUUGCUUGCUAUAACGCAGCAUCAACAAUCCCGUCCUGGAACAAAACGAGAACUUUGCGAACAGUAUUUGUCCAUCGAUACUUAGGUCUAUCCAGUUCGUUCCACAACAAGUAGCGUUUCCAAUUUAGACAAGACUACGAACAAACGAUGCGAGUCAACUCUGUGGUAUUUGGCCUUUUGGUGUUCUCGGCCGUCAGCGAUGCCUUUACAGGCCCCAUGAGAAAGGCCUCCGUAGCUCCUCCAAAAAUAUCUAUUACUCGGGUGUUCAUGUCGGAGGAGAAGGAAAAGGAAGAUCUAACUUUGGUGCCUUCGGCUCGUAAACAGAUCGCGUUUGACGAGGCCAAGGGACGCUUCUUCGAAACGGACAUUAGUGAUGCCGAUUGCAUCCCCGACGAGGAGUUCUGCAUUACGGACAAUGACUCGGGAAGUAUGAUCCGUUUGACAAUCGAAGAAAAGGAGCGUAUUUUCUUGGAUGCUCUCCAGUCGUACUACAACAGUGGCCGCAAGAUGCUCAGCGACGAUGAGUUUGAUCUCCUUAAGGAAGAUUUAACAUGGAACGGGUCGCCCAUGGUUGUCAUGAACCGAAAGGAGGCAGCCUACCUGAAUGCUAUGCAGGCCUACCUCAAGGGAGAUCCCAUCAUGUCCGAUUCCGAAUUCGAUUCCCUUAAGCAGGAUUUGAAAGAUGAAGGCUCAAAAUUUGCCGUCCAAACCGAACCGAAAUGUUACAUCGACACAGGCAUCUGCAAGGUUACCUUGCAAGAGGACAAAUUUCGAUCCAAUCUUUUGUACCUUCCUGCUACCGUCAUUGGUGUCGUUGCCUGGAUUGGAUUUGGCUUUGAAGUUCUGGAACCGUUUAUUCGCAUCAACCCGGUGGUGCUCACUCUCAUGGGUACUCCUUUAAUUUAUCUGGGUGCCCGGACGUUGACAGAAGAAUUUAUUUUCGAAAACAAAUUCCUCGCCUACGGUCCUUGCCCAAGCUGUCAAGCUGAAAACCGAGUGUACUUUGGUAACAUCUUGGGAGUGGAAGGCUUUACCGACGUGGCCAACGCCAAAUGCCCAAACUGCAAGACCACCUUUACUGUGCAACGAAACACACUUCGUGCAUCCACUCUUCCCAAGGAGAACUAGAUCGUAUGUCUUACAUUUCAAGGUUAGUCGUGCUUGUCUGAGUGGGAAGGAGAGGUUGUGGCUAACUGUAAACGUGUGCUAAACUACGCUUACUCGCAUGGAACAAUCGCAAUAUAGUAGUAACCGGUUAUUAAUA
Messenger RNA from Phaeodactylum tricornutum CCAP 1055/1, 1279 nucleotides. RefSeq lists its product with no specific name. The record is from RefSeq and is a predicted model, not a curated record. Gene Ontology annotation, biological process: photosynthetic electron transport in photosystem I. The transcript has 2 exons. Bases 163 to 1143 code for a protein of 326 amino acids. NCBI's taxonomy places the organism in Eukaryota, Bacillariophyta, Bacillariophyceae, Surirellales, Neidiaceae. Gene Ontology annotation, cellular component: chloroplast thylakoid membrane. Gene Ontology annotation, molecular function: oxidoreductase activity, acting on iron-sulfur proteins as donors.